AUGCGUAUCCACCUCGUCAUCCAGCGUCACAGCCUCCCCGUGACGCGCGUUCUCUGGUCAACAUCCUCGCCUUCCCUCGAACAAACCGCCUCCUAUAGACCCUCAGCGAACUCGUCCGCGAUCGCGUCAACCCGCGCCCCGAAUGCCUUGUUCGCGAACAGCGGAUACACCAUUGCGCAGCUACUGGAAGAUGUGAACGAAGUUGUCCCGCUUGAGACGGAGCCAAAGUUAUUCGGGGAUAGGUCUACGGGACAGUGGGGGCUGGAGGAUUAUGUGGUUGAGGUUGCGGGGUCUGAAUGUUUACAUUUUAUGGAUGUGGAAGGCUUGUUGAGGGAUGGGGAUGAGGUUGUGAUCCGAGCACUUCAGAUUUCGGAUUUACGAGCUAGGCGGCUUUCAGGUCGUCAUCAGAUUUCGGUGGACGGAAAACAUCUUAUCGACGGGGUACCGUUUGGAAGACCAUAUUUGAAACGAUCGACGUCGUCAAGACCUGCGAUUAAUAUUCCUCCGAGAAAGAAGCGGCGCACUGUUUAUGGUAUCGGUGGGGGCUAUGAGGAAGAGGAUACUGAAUGGGCUCCGGUGGAUUAUGAAGCUACUGGGAAAGAACUCUCACACCUGCCGGACCAGCAUGGUGAUUAUAAUGAGGCGGACGACGAGGAUUUCUACGAGGAUUAUCAUGAGGGUGAAGAUAGUGAAGAUGAUAAUGAAGAUGACGAGACCGGUGAUGGUGACGAAACGGUCAUUCGACACCCUGUGGAAGAAAGGGUAGAGGGAAAGCCCGAGGAUGCCCAGGUCUCGGAGAGUGAUUUUGAACACGAGGCUGAAGCUGAGGAUCUAACCCAAGAACUAGAAGAAUUGAAGGAAGAUAUGCAAAGCUCCGGUCUCGAUCUGCUGGGCGUCUAUGACGAACAGGCCUCGCGAUUGCGAUCAACAAAAAGUCCCACAGUGCAAGGAAGUCCAUCUCUAAAAUCUCCGAUUCUACGAUCCCCCGGAGGACGUCAAGUUUCGAAAUCUGUGAGAUUCGAGAGCGGAAGACAAGUGCAACAACAGGAGUCACCGGCGCCUCACAAGGUGAAGUCUCCCGUGAGUGCGAAACAGCCGUCUUCCGCAAAGUCCAUCUCGAGCAAGGAAAGCAUGAGCAGCGAUUCCGACAGUGACAGCAGUAUUUCGAGCGACUCAUUAUCGUCGUCUUCAGACGAAGACAUCUCAAACAUCUCAUCGAGUGACACCUCGUCAGAAUCCUCCGAUUCCUCCGAUUCCUCUUCCGAAUUUUCAGAGGACAGGGAUGAAGAACGCAAGAUCACCGUCAACAGGCUCAAAGUAAACCCACCCGGUCUGGGCUCUCUACGAACCAAAAAAAGCAAUCACCGCAACAAGCUACGACGACGGCUAUCGAAGCUGAAGGAGUUGGGUGUCUUACCUGAGCAGGCAGACUUUUCUGCAUUGCGAGAAUGGGAGGAGAAAAAUGGAGACUGGAAAUUUGAUGGCAGCGCUCUGGCCAAGCCUUUAGCGGACGAGAAGCGUAAUGCUAAGGAGCAGGAACAGGCUGAGUUUGAAGCUAAACGGCAAAAGUUGCUACGCGAUCUUGCAGCUGGUGGCGUCGAUGUUUGCGAGUUUACUGAAAAGGAGAAUGCACCAUCCGCCCAGGGCGUGGAAGAGAGACAGAGCCAGAUUUCGGAAGAAGAUCGGGAACAGGCGGGGUUUAACGUCAAACGACAAAGAUUGCUGCGCGAUUUCGAAGCCGGCGGCGUCAAUGUUGACGCAUUUACUGAGAAGGAGCAGGAGCAGGAACAACCUAAAGAUGGUACCACCAUGGACGUCCAAACGAAAAGGCGCUCACUGGACGUCGCCAGCAGCCGCCGUUUGCUCUUCGGCUCCCUAGGUGUCAGAACUCCAAAGUCCAAGGAAGAAGAAGAAGCCACGCGGGAAAAGCUAGCCGGAAAAGUCAACAACUUCCAAUCCCAGCGGCCCGUCGAGGCCGAACAACCCGACGAAUCGAAAGAUGACAAGGACGAGAACUGGGAAGACAAGCUCAUCAUCCGCGCUACGGAAUGUGUCUUUGAUGAUGUCGAGCUGACUGCCCCGCCGUUCCCAUUUGAGCAGCGCUGGGAUGAGAAAGCGCAUGAGAUCAUCCGACAGCGUAAGGGUUGGGGGAAGAAGAGGAAGAGAAAGGAUAGGAUUCAGAUAUAUGAUGGGGGUGGCGAGGAGUAUGGGUAUGAGGAAGGCUACGAUGGCUACGAUGGCUACGAUGGCUAUGAGGAUGGUUACAAUGGUAAUUGGGAUUAUGAAAAUGGGGAGAUGCAGCUUGAGUACGACGAUGUCGAGCAGGAACAGCCGAACGGUGUGGAGGCGGAUGGAAUUGAGCAUGAGCAGACCGCGCCUGAGAAGUCCGAGAACGUGGAGGAGGGCGAUCUUCCUGAAUUGCCGGAGGAUAUCAGCACAAUCCCCGACUUGACCGAAGACGACCUCAAGAAAAACUCGGUCAUCGCAUUCAAACAACUCGACAUGUCCAAAGACACAAGCUGGCAACCCAGGGUAUCCGACUACCGCGUCGCCGAAAUCCACGAAAUCUUCGAAGAAGACAACAUCCUCAAACUCCGCCUCGCAAAGCGCCAUCGCAGACAGCCAAAAGCCAACAAUGACGAAGACGACGAAGACGAGGGUCCUCGCAUGUACAGUGGAUUCGAGAUGCCGGGAUUCGAGGAUGAUGAAGACGAUGAUGGGUUCCGGGAGAUGUCGUUUGCUGAUUUUAUUGAACCGAAGCUUCUUCGUACUGGUAGGGGUGUUGGGCAGGGCGAUGGAAAUGGAGAUGGAUAUAAUGACAUCUCUCCAGUUGUAGAGGAGUCUAUUGAGAAUACUCGUCCGGAUCCUGCACCGUCUGUCCCGAAUGAACCCAUCGAAGGGCGUCGUUCUCCUGUGGAAAAUGACCAGAAGAUCGAUUCGCAGGUCGAUCGUGUCGAUCGUGUCGAUAAUUCCGCGAAUGAAGCUGCUGAGGCUAGCUCUGCUGAGGAGAAAAAUGACAGUAUUGCCCGCGAGCGCAGUGAGAGCCCUGCUGUGAAGUCACCCAAGUUCGAAGGUUUCCGGUCUCCUCGAGUAGAAGGCCAGACAGACACCUCCCGAGUCCGCCCCACGUGA
Aspergillus chevalieri is the source of this 3132-nucleotide messenger RNA. RefSeq lists its product as uncharacterized. The record is from RefSeq and is a predicted model, not a curated record. Lineage: Eukaryota; Fungi; Ascomycota; Eurotiomycetes; Eurotiales; Aspergillaceae. Bases 1 to 3132 code for a protein of 1043 amino acids. The transcript is spliced from 3 exons.